Molecule: messenger RNA, 5763 nt
Organism: Morchella sextelata
Lineage: Eukaryota; Fungi; Ascomycota; Pezizomycetes; Pezizales; Morchellaceae
Exons: 11
Coding region: 1-5763 (1920 amino acids)
Molecular function (GO): protein binding
Source: RefSeq, a predicted model, not a curated record
AUGGGCUCUGCUCUAUCAAAGUUGCGCCGCACUUCAAAGAAAGGCUUGAGAAAGAAAAAGGGUUCUCCACCCCCACAAGAUGUGGUGCCGCAGGCAGAUCAGAUACCGGUGGCCUCGCGGGAGCCGGACAUACCGCCCGAUGAACGCAGCACCCUACGGUUCGUUCAGUCUGGCGAUGCUACCAGUCCUCAAACGAUCGAUCCCCCCGAGUUUCCAUCUCCCCCGGCCUUACCUACAUUCUCAUAUCCUAUAACGGACCCAGUAAGCGGCUAUGGCAACAACACUUUUAUCCAGAUGCACCUAAUGCCACCAACAAUAACCUUUACAGAACCACAAUUUGAGCCACCGCCUAGACCUUUAGCAGCACCGAUUUUAAUCACAUCAGCAGAGAGCGAAGCCCCACACCGACACGCAGGACUCUCUCCAGCAACACGUAACCACGCAUCUAAAAAUACGACAACGUCAGACGAUGUAAUCGCUGAUAACAUCAAGCGAUCUUGGUUAUGGGGCGAAGCUAUAGCGAUCUUGAAAAAAAAUCCCGAUGUGGAGUUAGACGAUGACGGAGACAAUACAGAGGCACCAGUUAGGAAUUUAAUCGACAAAGUGGAGGAUUUGCGGAAAGCCGUUGAUGAGAAAAGAUUUAGUUUUAAAAAUGCAAAGGGCGAUGAUGUGUUCAUUGCCGACAAGAUUUUUGGUCAGCUCAAGAAGUAUGCACCAAUAGGCGACAUCGCUUUGCAGCAUAAUCCAGAUGUGGUAGCAUUAGUUUGGGCUGGGUUUAGGUUUCUCUUGGAUGAAGGAGUUGCGUAUACCGAGGAUCUUGCAAGGAUCUUGAGUAGUCUGGGCUAUCUUUCGUGGGUCAUAUGCUGUGGGGCAAUUUAUGAGCAGUUAUACAUAGAUCUUGAACAAGGAUCAAUAACCGACAUCCAGGACUGCUUGAUCAAGCAAUACGUUUCGAUUUUGGAGUAUCUUUUGUGCGCAAAGAAGCAUCUAGAAAAGAACACGGGUGUGCAAAUCAUGCAAAGUCUCUCUUCAACACUUGCGGACUUAUUGCAAAAAAUACGUGAUUCGGAGGAAGAAACCAGAAAGCGGGCGGAAAUAAUUGAAAAAGAAGCCGCCACUAUGGAGCGAUUAAAACAGAAUAAAUCACGCGUAGAGCUUGAGCGGCAGCUAAAGGAUGUCAGGGGACAAUUGAGGAUGGUGGAGACGACCUUAAAUUCUUGCCAUGAAAGCAUUAAGCGGCUUCGCCAAUUUGUUGACAAGCAAAUCAUAACUACCACUUUAGACUGGGUGUCUACAACCCAGUUUGGGAAGAUUCACUCGGAGCAUUGUCACCGACGGGCGGCUGACACAUGUCAAUGGCUGACGGAAAACCCUAAGUUUGGUGACUGGAUUUCUUCCAAGUCUUCAUCCUCUGUCCUAUGGCUUAGAGGCGGUGCUGGUACUGGAAAAACAAUCCUUGCAUCCUUUGCAAUUGAGUUGCUGAAGAAGAAUACGCUCUCCACUGAUGCAUGCGUGGCAUACUUCUACUGUAGUAUACAUGAUGAGGAAAGAUCUAGCCCUAGUUCCAUCCUCCGAGCUCUUUUGAGACAGGUUUGUCUUGCAUACUCGCUUGAUGGACUACCACGCGCGCUGGUGGAACUAAAGGAGCAAAAGGAACGGGAGUCUACUGAUAUAUUAACUGUCAAGGAGAGUACGGAUCUUAUCAUUGAGCUCUCUCGACAGCUCAGUGGCGUGUGGGUGGUAAUCGAUGCCCUGGACGAAUGUCACCAAAGCACCCGGAAGGAUCUUUUUUAUGCCCUAGAAGCGAUUGAAAAGGGGGGGAGAGGAAUUCGAAUAUUUGUCACGGGCCGUAACGAAGGAGACAUCAUUGCUUACAUGAACGAUUAUGAGGACUAUCUCAUCGAGCCCCAAGAUAACCUCAAAGACAUUCAACGCUAUAUCAAAAGUGAACUUGAUGCGCUAUACAAGGAUCCUGCCAAGAAAAGCAUGGUGGACGAAAUGAAGAGCCGCGAAGGGGAGAUCCUGAAAGCGCUGCAGGAAAAUGUUGAUGGAAUGUUCCUUUCGAUUCAUCUUAGGAUGCAGGCAUUAGCCCGCGAGACAACAAUAGAGGGUGUAACGAAUACUCUGGCAGUGUUUCCGCAAGGCCUGAGUACUAUGUAUGACGAAAUAUUCAGGAGGAUCGGACAGCAAAGCACUACAGACCAAGUGUCUGCUCUAAAAGUGAUCAAAUGGCUAUACUACGCGAUAGAUGACUUUUCCCCAAAAACGAUUGUUCAAGCAAAAGACAAUCUUUCGUUAGCUGCAGACCCAUCUGAGGAAAUCAUGAAACGAAAGAUUGACAAUGUCCUCCACGUGUGUUGUGGACUCAUAGUAUACGAUCCCGAGACGGGCAUUCUACGCUUUUCUCAUGCCACCGUUAGACAGUAUCUGGACGAAGGGCCCAAGGACUAUGUUAAAGGAGGCCAAGAGUGGAUCCUCGAUCGUUGCUUCUCAAUUCUUACGUGCCCGUCAUCCGAGCGUCCAGACCCCAGCUCUUUAACUUCCUUCCGUCAAGAUUUGUUCACUUACUCAAUGCGGAAUUGGGGCACACACCUUCGUGGCACCAACCGGGUACCUUCCUGGUCCAGUUUUCUCAACCCCUUAUCUCCCCAUUACGAGUUCUGGGCACACAACAUAGGGAUGCUUAUUCCUACUCUCAAGGCUCCUACAGGGGAAGCUAUUACUCUGGUCUGGGCAGCUUGUUAUUACAGACUAUUCGAUGUCGUUGAGAGAAACCUGCAUACCUUUACACCUACCUCUACAAACUCUGCCGGACGCACACCGUUACAUUAUCUCGCUGAAAAAGGCGACCUCGACCUCCUUAUGAAAUUGGUUGACCAAACAAAUGUUGAUUUAAACGUCAGGGAUGAAGUGGGCCUUACGCCACUCAUACUGGCAGUUAAAUACAAUAGGGCGGAAACUGUUAGCUUUCUACUGCGUAUAAAGAGACAGUCCGUUGUUCCCCAGAUGGGCGGUGGUGACGCCGGUACUACCCUCACGCAGAUGUCAACUUACUGUGAUAUCAACCUAGCAGACAAGAAUGGCCUUACCGCGAUUCACCAUGCUACAGCGGAGGGGCAUAAUACAGUUUUAGAGUACAUCCUCCGUGACCCACUACUGAAUAUCAACCACAAGUCUAAGGCGGGGGACACGGCACUAUCUCUAGCUGUUGGUGAGGGAAAUGAACUAGCCGUACAGGCCCUUUUGCAGCAUAAGGACAUCGACCCGAACUGCACAAAUUCGCGGAGCGAAACACCUCUUAUCACUGCUGCUCGGCUUGAACAUCGAAACAUACUAGAGCUUCUCAUUGAACAUGAAAGGAUUGAUGCAAAUUGCGGCAUGGGAUUAGAUAACCUAUUCAUAAAAGCAGCGGAGGGCAAUAAAGCAUGGCUAGUCGAGUUGUUGUUGAAAGGCAAAAAUAUAGAUAUUGAGCGUCGAGGAGUGAGCGAGUGGACUGCCCUAUAUAAUGCUGUGGAGUCUGGUUCAUUGGAAGCGCUGAAGCUGCUCCUGUCUCAUGGGGCAGAUGUCAAUGCAUUAACUAAAGACUCAUGGGCUCCCCUCCACGCCGCCGCGUGGAAGGGUAGGACGGAGAUGGUCAAGUCUUUACUGUCUCAUGGGGCAGAUGUUAAUUCCGCGAUAGCAGACGGUUGCACUGCUCUGUAUCUGGCCGCUGAAUUUAACCAUGUAGAUUCAGUAAGAGAACUCCUAUCGCAUGGAGCAGACAUCGAUCACGCAAGCGAUACAGGUUUCACUCCUCUACAUAUCGCGAUUCAAAAAAACAGCAUGGAGUCAGCACGGGAACUCAUAGCUCAUGGGGCAGACGUCAAGGCGACAACUAAAGAUUUAAGGACUCCCCUCCAUAAAGCGGCGUGGAGUGGUAAGACAGAGAUAAUCAAGUCUUUACUGUCUCAUGGGGCAGAUGUCAAUUCCGCGAUAAACAACGGUUCCACUGCUCUGUAUCUGGCCGCUGAAUUUAACCAUGUAGAUUCAGUAAGAGAACUCCUAUCGCAUGGAGCAGACAUCGAUCGCGCAAGCGAUACAGGUCACACCCCUCUACAUAUCGCGAUUUCAGAAAACAGCAUGGAGUCAGCACGGGAACUCAUAGCUCAUGGGGCAGAUGUCAAUGCAUUAACUAAAGACUCAUGGGCUCCCCUCCACGCCGCCGCGUGGAAGGGUAGGACGGAGAUGGUCAAGUCUUUACUGUCUCAUGGGGCAGAUGUUAAUUCCGCGAUAGCAGACGGUUGCACUGCUCUGUAUCUGGCCGCUGAAUUUAACCAUGUAGAUUCAGUAAGAGAACUCCUAUCGCAUGGAGCAGACAUCGAUCGCGCAAGCGAUACAGGUUUCACUCCUCUACAUAUCGCGAUUCAAAAAAACAGCAUGGAGUCAGCACGGGAACUCAUAGCUCAUGGGGCAGACGUCAAGGCAGUAACCAAAGACUCAUGGACUCCCCUCCACAUCGCCGCGUGGAAGGGUAGGACGGAGAUAAUGAAAUCUUUACUGUCUCAUGGGGCAAAUAUUGAUUCCGCGGUAGAAGACGGUCGCACAGCUCUCCAUAUCGCCGCUCAAUUUAUGCAGACAGAGUCCUUACGAGAGCUCCUUUUAGCUAGUGCAGAUGUCAAUAUGGUGGCCCAUGAUCCGAGGAAGGAUACAAAUCAUGCAAAUGACAGCGACCGUACUGCCCUUCAUUAUGCCUGUGAGUCCGGUUCUAUCGAUGCAGUCAAGGUUCUACUAGAGGACGCGAGGAUAGACGUUAAGCCUCGCAACAAUCACGGUACAACACCACUGUUGAGUGCUAGUGAAAAAGGCUAUACCGAGAUUUUCAAGCUGCUUCUGGAGCGCUACGACAAAACCGAUAGACUGCAGGAAAUGGACGGCGACGAUGACACCCAUCUCCUACUCGCUGCGUCAUCGGGCAAACUGCGAAUCGUCGAACUUGUCUUGGAGAGGAGGGGACACGAUAUUAAUCACCAAAACAAGCUCGGUCAGACAGCGUUGAUACGGGCUGUGAUUAACGGGCACACUGAGGUUGUGAAACGAUUGCUGAGAGAGGACGGUAUCGACGCAAAUAUCGGAAUAAAGGAUAUAUGCCUUAGAGCUCUACAUAUCGCCGCUGUAAAGAAUCAUGUAGAGUGCAUACGAGCGCUCCUCUCACAUGGGAUAGAUGUCAAUAUCGUGACCCAAGAGCCUACGAAGAUUAAUCCAGAUGACGGAGAUCACAGCGGCCGUACUGCCCUUCAUUAUGCCUGUCUGCACGGUUCUAUCGAUGCAGUCAAGGUUCUACUAGAGGACGCGAGGAUAGACGUUAAAUGUACCAACAAUCACGGUUCAACACCGCUGUUGUAUGCUAGUCAAUAUGGCCAUAUCGAAAUUGUUAAGCUACUUCUAGAGCGCUACGAGAAAACCGAUAAAUUGCAAGAAAUGGAUGCUGACGGCGAUGGAAUUCUCAUGUGUGCUGCCUACGGUGGACAUACCAGUAUGAUUGAGUUUCUAUUAGAAAGAGGCGGGCAUGAUAUCAACUUCCCAAAUAAACUUGGGAACACGGUCCUAAUACGCGCGGCUACGGAAGGGCAUACAGCGGCCGUUGAGCUGUUGUUGAAACAGGAGGGAAUUGACGUUACACUAUCGAACAAGGAAGGGAAAACCGCGUCUGACGUUGCGAAAGAAGGAGGAUACGAGGAGAUUAUGGCUCUGUUGAGGCCACAUAUGGUUGUGGAGGAGGCAUGA